Molecule: messenger RNA, 3175 nt
Organism: Trematomus bernacchii (emerald rockcod)
Lineage: Eukaryota; Metazoa; Chordata; Actinopteri; Perciformes; Nototheniidae
Gene: e2f4
Product: E2F transcription factor 4
Exons: 11
Coding region: 263-1426 (387 amino acids)
Biological process (GO): regulation of transcription by RNA polymerase II
Cellular component (GO): RNA polymerase II transcription regulator complex
Molecular function (GO): protein dimerization activity; RNA polymerase II cis-regulatory region sequence-specific DNA binding; DNA-binding transcription factor activity, RNA polymerase II-specific
Source: RefSeq, a predicted model, not a curated record
UGUCCCUUCAUACCUCGCGUGGCCAACGGCUCUUCUCCACCGAUCGCUCGUUCAUUGAAUUACUGUUUUCAGCCUGUUCAGUGCGAUUUACUGCAAUAAUCUGGAACCAACCAGACCGGACUAGCUCAUUUAACAUCUGUUGUUUUGCACACACUUUUCCGGCCUUCUUUUCGUCUGACUGCAGCGUUGAGGCUUGCUUUCCUGGUCUCGCUGGCUGGGUUUGGUCGGGGAGGCAGGGGAAGUACGAAGCUGCUCCCGAGCUAUGAUGGAGCUAGAGUCGGCCAGUGGCAGAGGCGAGCUGGGGGCUGUGGGGGACUCGCUGCAGCCACAGACUCCCAGCAGGCACGAGAAGAGCCUGGGACUCCUCACCACUAAGUUUGUGACUUUACUACAGGAGGCGAAGGACGGAGUGCUGGAUCUGAAAGCGGCUGCAGACACCUUGGCCGUGCGGCAGAAACGACGAAUCUAUGAUAUCACUAAUGUGUUGGAAGGAAUUGGAUUGAUCGAGAAGAAGUCCAAGAACAGCAUCCAAUGGAAGGGCGUAGGUCCAGGAUGUAACACCAGAGAGAUAGCCGACAAGCUGAUCGAUCUGAAGGCCGAGCUAGAUGACCUGGCUCUGAGGGAGAAUGAGCUGGAUCAGCAGAGAGUCUGGGUCCAACAGAGCAUCAAGAACGUGACAGACGACUCUAACAACAGCCCUAUGGCGUAUAUAAAACAUGAUGACCUCUGCGGAGCCUUCAAAGGUGACACACUCCUAGCGAUCCGUGCUCCCAUCGGCACACAGCUGGAGGUCCCCAUCCCAGAAUCGAUCCUCAACGGACAAAAGAAAUACCAGAUCCGUCUCAAGAGCUCAUCAGGUCCCAUCGAGGUCCUGCUGGUCAAUAAGGACCCCUCCAGUGCCUCUCCCGUUGUUUUGCCCGUCCCUCCUCCAGAUGACAUCCUUCAAAGCCUCCCAGCGCCGACACCUACCUCUCAGACGCCCACUGCUGCCCCCCAGGUCUCUAAAGCAGCCUCUAUAAAACCUGCGCCACCGUCGGUUACAGCAUCCAACCAGACAGCCUCAAUGACGGAAGUGACGAGCACCACGCCACUCACGCCAACAACAGACACCCCCGCUACAUUAACUCAGCAGCUCCAGUCUUCUGCCUCUUUGGACGGAUCUGUGUCAGCUUCUGCCUCUUCACUGUUUGAACCUAUUAAGUCAGAUCCCUCUGAAUUGCUGGACUUUCCCAAAGAACUCUCAGAUAUGUUUGAUCCAACAAAAGAGAUGAUGAGUGGAGACCUUUUAGACGACUUGAUGUCAUCAGAAGUGUUCUCGCCACUCCUCCGUCUGUCCCCCCCGCCCAGCGACCACGACUACAUUUACAACCUGGACGAGACAGAAGGGCUCUGCGACCUCUUCGACGUGCCCAUCCUUAAUCUCUGACCCCUAAAAAUGUUGUCAGAGUGGGAAACGGUUUCCCUAACUUGCUAAUCUACCCUAGUGUUGCCCCUUGCUUACAGUGGAGGUGCGACGAGGUGCAGGAAAGCCAAUAUGAUGAUGAUGAUGAUGAUGAUGAUGAUGCGCGUUCAAGGGCACCUCUGCACCGACAUGAUAAGCUGAGCUCAGUCAGACAGUAGCUCCUUGUACAGCCUCGUGAAGAAACACAGGCGAGAACAAAACAUUUUACUUACUGCCUUCUCAAGGAAACAGUCAAAACAAAUGACAUAUUUCUAUUUUUAGAUCGUUAUGUAUGAUAAAAAACGUCAUGUUUGUAUAUCAGCUUUCCCAUGUGCUUGUGAGUGACUGGAGUUUGCAUACCUGUGCGUCUGUGUGUGCUUGAGUUUUGUAUUGAAUGCUCUCUUGUGAGAUGUCUCCAGCAGAAAAAUAGACCCUUUUCCUGUCAGGUAAAGAGUCCCGGCAGACUAACAGAGCCGCUCACGCAUGGCUCGAGUCCAAACACAGCUGGUUAAAUAUGCACUGUCCUCAUGUACAUAGAGAAUAUAUAUUUUGUAUUACCAGCAGAUCGCAAGACUAUUGUGUGAUAAUGAACUACAUUUUCAACACCGGCAGAGCAAUAGUUUGCAAAUAAACAAAGGUUCCAGACACAAAUAAUCAUUCAUGAAGUGCUUUGUUUUGAAAUAUGGGAAUUUAUCUUCAUCAAACCUGUCACAGUUUAAAGUGUUUUUGUGAACCAGUUAGAGAAAGAGGACAUGUAUUAAGUGUAGUUACUGCAGCCAACACACUUUGUGACACAAAGAGCCAAGGACCAAAAUGAUGCAGGGAUUUUAUGGGUAGUGGGUGGGGAGGGUUUAAGAAUUUUUUAUAAAUAAAUACUUUUUAGAUCAAGGAGUUUGUCUCCUCCAACUGGUUCGAUAGUGCCACUGCUACUACGACCGGUCUGAUUUUGCCUUGGACUUUUUAUCUUGCUUUGAUGAAUAUGUAACAUAACUGGAACACGUCAUAAGAAAAGCUUCCCUCCCCCCCCUCGACAAAAUGAUUUCAAUGAUUAUGUAUGUAUAUGAUACCAUUGUACUCAGUUUAUCUGUAUGUAAAGGGUCAUGUAUGUAUUUUGACUGAUGCACUGAAUAUAGUAACGAUGUCAUGGAAAACACUCCUGUAUUUUUCUUGUUUUUGUAUAUUUUGCAAAGAUUAAAUUGUUUUUUAAUGUUUUCUCGGAUUCUCUUAAAGACACACUGCUUAUCAGCCUACAUUUUAUUUUUCAAACGCUUUCAUUUUUCUCUGUGCAGGGGACAGGUGAGUCCAGGAUGCGUUAUUCAUCUAAGUACAAUAUGGAGAUUAUUCAUAUUUCUACAGUGCUUCUUUUUAUGUAAUAUCCUCCUGUUUUUGCCCUGGAUAUGUAUGAAUGUACUGUUUAUAUCCUUACCGCUUGUAUAGAAUAGCAUUUAUUUUUUAUUCUGGAUAUAAAUAUUAUAACUGCUACUAAUUCAGGGCUACAAUUCAUAGCUUUUGAAUUUCAAACACAAAACCUGCUGCUUAAUCAAAGCAUCCUGUGUCAUUGUUGCACUUCACACAUCAUCUUAUCUGGUCCGAUCAGGAGCCAGUCAUUGUGUUUGGACAGUGCCAGGGAGUUCAACAGUACUGGGGUCAAUGGAUUCUGUGUGAGACUCCAUCCUACUAUUGCCAAGCUGUAGAUGCAUCGAACGAAACAAAAAUAAAAACUCUUCUCUGGUA